Mytilus californianus (California mussel) is the source of this 5235-nucleotide messenger RNA. Its product is annotated as ankyrin repeat domain-containing protein 50-like. The transcript is spliced from 3 exons. The record is from RefSeq and is a predicted model, not a curated record. Gene Ontology annotation, molecular function: protein binding. Bases 275 to 2851 code for a protein of 858 amino acids. NCBI's taxonomy places the organism in Eukaryota, Metazoa, Mollusca, Bivalvia, Mytilida, Mytilidae.
GUUGAAGCUCAGAGAGAGACAGAAAGAAAAAGAUUUCCAUGUGAUUCAUGCCAAAAUAGAAGAAUUAGCAUGUACACAAGAUGGAGUCAUCCCUAAAAAUAUACUUGGGCAGUUUGAACGACGCUUGAGGCAGUGGAAAGAAGAUGAUAAAAAAUAUGUUUGUACAGCAGCAGAAAAACAAGUAAGAAAAUGUAUUUUGACCGAAGGUUAUGUAACAAUUGUUGGAAAUUCAGGCACUGGAAAAAGUUUCCUUGCAUGUCAUGUUGCACUGUCGAUGAUGGAACAAGGCUAUAUUAUAAUUCCAUGUGAUAACCCUGGAGAUAUUAGACAAUUGUUUAAACAUGGAAGGAAAACAGUAUUUGUCUUUGAUGAUGUCUGUGGGCGGUAUACACUGAAUCAGCAGAUUUUCAAUGAGUGGACACAAAGGCUUGUACACAUUCAAUCUCUUCUUGAAGACAACUGUUGUAAAAUUAUGUCGACAUGUAGACUAGAUGUUUAUAAAAGCGAACAACUCAACAGUCUGUCUAUUUUCAAAGCAUGUACUAUUGAUUUAAGCUCAGAAGAAUUUAGACUUAAUACGGCUGAAAAAUUUGCUCUUGCUGAAGUGUACUUUAAGGACAAUACUGAUAAAGUUGCGGAGUUGUCUGAAAAAUACGAUUUUUUCCCACUUUUAUGUAGUUUAUAUCAUAAACAGAAACUCCUGAAACAUGUUAACAUAGAAGAUUUUUUCAACAAUCCUUUUAGAGUUUUUGAAAAUGAACUUGUGGAACUGUAUCGAGUAGGUAAGGCCGGUAAGAUCAACUAUUGUAGUUUGGUCCUGUGUGUGGUGUUUAAUAACACAUUGACAGAAGAAAACUUCUCCACAAAAGAUAAAAAGAUGGCGGCAGUAAUGGAUGAUUUACUUGAAGAAUGUGAACUGAAAAAAGGAACACCUGUCAAAAGUUUAAAGAAAUCCCUUGACACACUUGAUGGUACAUAUGUUGUCAAGGAAGAUAGUACAUAUAAAAUAAUCCAUGAUAAGUUGUUUGAUAUCCUGGCCAAGAACUUUGGGGAAAAGAUGAUACAGCUCUUCAUUGAUUAUGCUGAAACUGCCUUCAUUAGUGAGAGGUUUUUAUGGAAGACAACAUACAUGGGUACAGAAAUAGAGUUUGCCAUCAGAAUACCUAAUAACAAAAUCAACAGAUAUAUAGAAAGACUGCUGAAAGAUUGGGGGAAUGGUUUUGUAGAAGAGGUAUUUACAAACAGAAACAUGAAAUCAUCUUCCUUCACAGAAACAUUUAUAAACAAAAUAAACCAACUUGAUCAUUGUAAGCAGGAAGAAUUUGCUGCAACACAAGAUAUAAACAGUAAAGAUAUUGCACUUAGAGGAAGUUGUUUUAUGGGUUCUGUUGAUCUGGUCAGAUGGUUGAUUAGUAGGAAAAGUAAUAUUAAUCAUUGCUCGAAGAGAGGUUACUCUGCAUUAUUUUAUGCAAGUCAGGGAGGACAUGUUGAUGUUGUUAAAGAACUGUUACAACAUUUAGCAGAAGUAAAUCUAUUUAAGGAUAAUGGUGUAUCACCUCUGUUUAUAGCAAGUCAGGGAGGACAUGUUGAUGUUGUUAAAGAACUGUUACAACAUUCAGUAGAUGUAAAUCUAUUUAAGAAUAAUGGUGUAUCACCUCUGUUUAUAGCAAGUCAGGAAGGACAUAUUGAUGUUGUUCAAGAACUGUUACAACAUUCAGCAGAAGUAAAUCUAUUUAAGGAUAAUGGUGUAUCACCUCUGUUUAUAGCAAGUCAGGAAGGACAUGUUGAUGUUGUUAAAGAACUGUUACAACAUUCAGCAGAAGUAAAUCUAUGUAGGGAUAAUGGUGCAACACCUUUGUUGGUAGCAAGUGGGAAGGGACAUGUGAAUGUAGUCAAAGAACUGUUACAACAUUCAGCAGAAGUAAAUCUAUGUGGGGAUGAUGGUGUAUCACCUCUGUGGGUAGCAAGUGGGAAGGGAUAUGUGAAUGUAGUUAAAGAGCUGUUACAGCAUUCAGCAGAAGUAAAUCGCUGUAGAAAUUAUGGUGUUUCACCUCUAUGGCAAGCAAGUAUAAAAGGACAGGUUGAAAUUGUCAAAGAACUGUUACAACAUUCAGCAGAAGUAAAUCGAUUUAAGUAUAAUGGUGUAUCACCUCUGUUUAUAGCAAGUCAGGAAGGACAUGUUGAUGUUGUUAAAGAACUGUUAGAACAUUCAGCAGAAGUAAAUCUAUUUAAGGAUAAUGGUGUAUCACCUCUGUUUAUAGCAAGUCAGGAAGGACAUGUUGAUGUAGUUAAAGAACUGUUACAACAUUCAGCGGAAGUAAAUCUAUGUAGGGAUGAUGGUGUAUCACCUCUGUGGGUAGCAAGUGGGAAGGGAUAUGUGAAUAUAGUUGAAGAACUGUUACAACAUUCAGCAGAGGUAAAUCGCUGUAGAAAUAAUGGUGUUUCACCUUUAUGGCAAGCAAGUAUAAAAGGACAGGUUGAAGUUGUUAAAGAACUGUUAAAACAUUCAGCAGAAGUAAAUAAGUGUAAAGUUAACGGUGCAUCACCUCUGUGUAUAGCAAGUCAGAAAGGACAUGUUAAUAUUGUUAAAGAACUGUUACAACAUUCAGCAGAAGUAAAUCUAUGUAAGAAUGAUGGUGUAUCACCUCUGUGGUUAGCAAGUGGGAAGGGACAUGUGAAUGUUGUUAAAGAACUGUUACAACAUUCAGCAGAAGUGAAUUUAUGUAAGGAUGAUGGUACAUCACCUCUGUCUAUAGCAAGGCAGAAUGGGUAUGGUAAUGUAGUUAAAGAACUGUUACAACAUUCAGCAGAUGUCUCAGCAAAAGUGACUCUAAAGGUAGAAACACAUUGAAACAAAUACUUUCUAGAAUUGCAAAACAAAUGUAAUACCAAGUAAUUGAAUUUGUCAAAAUUAGUUAUCAUUUGUAGUAGCUAUCUUUAUUGACUAGUAAAACCUAAUACUAGUAAGUUAUUUCUUAGUAAUUGAUAGAAGUUUAAAGUAAUCGGUAAUUUUGUGUAAUCAAUAUCACUAAUUACAAGUAAUAUUUUGAGUAGCUCCAUGUAAUCAUGUUUGGUAAUUUACAGUAAAUACAAGUAAUGUUUAAAUACUAUUAGUGAUUACAAGUAUUUUUAUACGUAAUCAUUAGUAAUAACUAGUUAUAUCACAAGUAUUUCAAAGUAAAAACCCAUGUAAUCUAGAGUAGUUGUGUUAAUUAUAUGAUUAUACCCUUUUCAUAUCAGUCAGUACAGUUUUUUUCGGAUGAAAGUAUAUGGACUGAAGACGUCAGCAUACCUUCAUGGGUCAAUAUAAACAUGUAUUUUUCUGAUACGAACAGGCAACAAUUGUUUCAUUUUAAUAUCAUAUUAUUCAAAAGUUGUCACUUAACUUUCAUAAAUGAUCAUUCGUGUAUAAUUUAUUGUAGUCCAUAUCUGUUCUCAUUUGGUGUUAUGUUCAAAAUGGGCUACUUCCUCAACCACUUUUUGUGCAGAUACAGCAAAAGGUGUAAAACUUUCAAGUUCAAAUCUGAACAUGCUGAAUGCGUUCCCGUUGUUUAGAAUUUUCCUCAGAGUUCGGUAUUUUUGUUAUUUUACUUUUAAAUCUCAUCUGGCCUGAAAGGCCAUGCGAGCUUUUGCGACCCCUUUGCCUCUUUUGUCUGUCUGUCAUCCGAUGUAAACUUUUUCUCAUCUGAAACCACUGAACCAAUUUCAACCAAACUUGAACUGUAAAAAUGACCAGAACAAUAAGAUCUACUAAUAAGUCAACUUAGCAGAAACCAUGAAAUGACCCCCUCUUGGACUUAUUGCCUAUAAAUGAUGAUUUUUACAAAAAAAAUUAAGAAACUGUAGUUGAUAGAGAGAAUCGUUUGAUAGGUAAAAUGUUCUAUGAUAUACAAAUAAGUCAACAUGAAUGAAUCAACCCCUCAAAGGAGUUAUUACCCUUGAAAGUCUUAUUUUACUCAUUUUUUUGCGUUUUUGGCAGAGACUAUAAUAGUUAAAGAGAAAUUGUUCAGGCAAAAGUGUUCAUCAAAAUAAGAUCAACUUGACCAUUAUUAUCAAUUGACUGCUUAUUGGAAUUAUUGCCUUCGAAAGAAGGAUUAUAUCAUUUUUUUUGCAUAAACUAUUAUAUAGAGAGAGAAAUUGUAAUUAGCAAAGGUGUUAAGCACAAUCAGAUCUACAAAAAAGUCAAUAUAGCAGAAAUUGUCAACUAACUCCUUUCAGGUGUUAUUGCUCCUGAAUGACUAUAAUUACCUAUUAUAUGGAUCGUUUUUUGCGUAACCAAAGAUAGAUAAGAGAGCAAUGUUCAAUAUACAUUUCAAAAAUAUUCAGCACAAUGGGAUCUACAAAUCAGUCUAAAAUAAAUGUCAAAACUGGCAUAUUAUUUCAAGUGAGCGAUACAGGCUCUUUGGAGCCUCUUGUUUAAAACCACUUACAAAAGUUGAAAUGAAAGCUUAAUUUUGGUUGGCUGAAUCUCGAAUUGAAUGUUAGCUAUUUAAAACGGGAAUUCAUUAAUUUUUUUUGGUAAUAUGAGUUAACGGUCAAAAAGUGAUUUUUAAUAACAGAAACUUGACAUGAAAUGGCAAAUGACAGCUUUUAAAUAAUAUGAUAUUAUAAUAAUCCAAAAAGUAAAAUCACAAAAAUACUGAACUCCGAGGAAAAUUCAAAAGGAAAGUCCCCAAUCAAAUGGCAAAAUCAAAAAAACAAACACAUCAAACGAAUGGAUAAGAACUGUCAUAUUCCUGACUUGGUACAGGCAUUUUUUAUGUAGAAAAUGGUGGAUUGAACCUGGUUUCUGGUUGAACCAAGAAAUUGCAAAUAAUAGAAAGUAAUUAUUUUCAGUAAUUCAAAGUAAUAUCCUAAGAAAUUGCAAUUAAUCAAAAGUUUGAUACAAUUAGGAAUAAGAACAUAAACUGGGUGGCUAAAAAUCAAAAUAAUGUGUCUCUUUAGAGUGACAUGUCUAAAAACAAAUCCUACUAACUAUUGGUUUUAUACCCUAUGAACUAUCAAAGAAAAGACUUGCAAUUAAAAAAAAAUGACUCGGCUUGUUGGUCUUGUAUGAAGCAGGGUUUAUUUCAAAUUAUGUUCUCGUCCUGAUAUGCAUGUACAUUUAACACCAAUUCUUUCAUCUAUCUAUCCGUAAUCAGGAACCAACAAUUUGUAAAUACUAGUAUGCUGAAAACAAAUGUUAAUUAUUCAAUAUAUCACUUAGCUAUUAUAUUGUUAAAUCAAAGUGUUCAA